This is a messenger RNA of Tribolium madens (black flour beetle), 2607 nucleotides long. It is a transcript of the gene NaPi-III, whose product is annotated as sodium-dependent phosphate transporter 1. The record is from RefSeq and is a predicted model, not a curated record. Lineage: Eukaryota; Metazoa; Arthropoda; Insecta; Coleoptera; Tenebrionidae. The coding region runs from base 228 to 1907 and encodes 559 amino acids. Gene Ontology annotation, cellular component: membrane. Gene Ontology annotation, biological process: phosphate ion transmembrane transport. Gene Ontology annotation, molecular function: phosphate transmembrane transporter activity. The transcript is spliced from 8 exons.
CCGAUCGAAUUUUCCGUUUCACCCCCGGAUUGCUAAAUCCGGUCCUGAUCCUCACCCUUGGAGAUGGCAUGCGUCCUGGCGCGUUCCCCUUAACAUGGCGUCAUAGAACAAUGACGAAAUCCGCCGUCGUCGUCGCCGACACAGGGAAGCUCUAAAAGCUGCUCUCACUCCGCAUGAUGAGUGUCCAAAAAGCCUAACAUCUCAUCCAUCUCUAAUCAAUCAGAAGAAUGUUGGAACCCUACGCCCCUAGUUCGAUAUGGCUCGUGGUAGUAGGAUUCGUGAUAGCCUUCAUCCUGGCCUUCGGCAUCGGAGCCAACGACGUGGCCAACUCCUUCGGCACCAGCGUGGGCUCCAAAGUCCUCACCAUAGUCCAGGCAUGCUGUUUGGCCACGGUUUUCGAAGUUGCCGGCGCAAUUCUCAUAGGUUACAAGGUCUCGGACACCAUGAGGAAGGGCAUCCUAGAUAUCAAAGUCUACAAUGACGCCGAAGUCGAACUCAUGUUGGGCUCUCUCAGCGCUUUGACAUCGAGUGCCGUCUGGCUGAUGGUCGCAACGUUCUUCAAAUUGCCCAUUUCGGGGACCCACAGUAUAGUAGGCGCGACUGUGGGCUACAGUCUGGUUGCGAGAGGGACCAGAGGCGUGCACUGGGGCACACUGGCUAAAAUUGUGGGGUCGUGGUUUAUCUCUCCAGUGCUCAGUGGUGUAACUUCAGUCUGCAUUUUGUUGAUUAUAAAAUACUUCAUUUUGUCGAAACCUGACCCUCUAGAAGCGGGACUCUUCUCGUUGCCCCUUUUUUACAGUUUUACGAUCUUAGUUAACGUUUUUUCCAUCGUACACGAUGGUCCUAAAUUACUGUACAUGGAUAAUAUCCCGUUCUGGUUGGCGGCUACUAUAAGUCUUUCCAUCGCAUUUGUCACAAUGAUUUUUAUCUGGCUGGUUGUGGUUCCUCGGCAAAGACGAAAUAUCAAAGCCGAUUUAUUGGCCGAGAAGCCGGCUGUCAAUUUCAACAUUGGCGAAUCUACAGAUACGUCCCCUGAGGGCAGUCCGAAGAGAUCGAAUCGCAACUCAACGGCUUUAUCCGAACGUCAAUUAACCGUAAUAUCUGAAAGUACCGAACUUCAAGCCAUGGAGAAUAAAAUCGCAGCCGCUAAAUACAUCUUCCCAUUGCAAACCAAUGACAACAAAAAUGGUUACAUGCCGGCUAAAGAGACUGAAAUUCACACGAGACCUAAAACUUUAAAACUGGUCGAAAGUACAAAUGAAGUGAAUCCAACUCUAUCUCCAAGUUCGAGUGGAGUUCCCUUAAUUAUUAAUAAAAAUACUAGAACACAAAGUGACCAAGGCAUGUGCGCUUUAGAUAUCAAAGAUAACGAAAGCACCCUCGUUGAAAACAAAAGUGUAUCGAAGUUGUUCAGCUUUUUACAAGUGUUGACAGCCAUGUUUGGCAGCUUUGCUCAUGGGGGAAACGAUGUUAGCAACGCAAUAGGACCUUUAGUAACUUUAUGGCUCAUCUACACCGAGGGAACAGUUCACCAAAAAGCGGAAACUCCGCUCUAUAUCUUGUUAUAUGGAGGGUUUGGCAUCUCGGUCGGUUUGUGGCUUUGGGGGAGGAGAGUUAUACAAACGAUUGGAGAAGAUUUGACCACGAUAACCCCCUCAACUGGUUUUACGAUUGAAAUUGGUGCAGCUUUCACAGUAUUACUAGCCAGCAAAAUCGGUAUACCCAUCUCGACCACUCACUGCAAAGUCGGUUCAGUUGUUUUCGUCGGUUAUUUCAGUUCAUCGAAAAAAGGAGUAGAUUGGAGCCUAUUUAGGAAUAUUAUUUCAGCUUGGUUGAUAACAGUGCCCAUAGCAGCUUUACUCUCUGCUGCAACCAUGUUUCUCCUCCGUUACCUUGUUUUGGAUUAAGACACUAGUAACUAGAUCAACAGAUAAAUAAGUACGUCUAUUCAAAAUUUUGAAUGUUUGGGGUUGUCGCAGCCAAUAAAUCUAGUAUCCCCAAAAUUUUACUAGAAAUUUUGCUUCACUUUCCUGGAUUUCAAAUUGGGUAAAAGUCAUCCUUUUAGAGCACUACAUUAAUGGCCUAAGACCCGACUUCGUGCACUGUAACCUCCGAGUUUUCUCUGCAUGAUCGCAUUUUUAAAAUCAAUGUUGGUUAACAAGUUGUUAGACUAGACAAUUUGGACGUAGACGUCUUUUUGAACCACCUCGUAACAAAUCUAUUUUUUCUAAUCCUGUGAAACCACAUUAGAGGUUUUGCCUAACCCAGGUUUUUAAAUGUAUAGGUUGUAUUUUUGUAUAAUUUGGCGAACUAGAUUCUAGUGGCAUGUCUGUGAUUGAAAAAUAAUUUUGCCAGUGUCUUGUUCUCGUUCGAAACAAUUGUUACAAAAUAAAAUAUUGUUAGUAAAACAAAUUUUGUGUUAAUGAUUUGUUUUGCUGGGCAAUAUUUUCAUCACGUAUUUCUACAAUACGUUAAAUUAUUUUUUUUCAGAUAUAUUUUGUAUUCUAUUGUUAACAACUUGACGAAAUGUACGGCACAUGUCAAAUUAAGGAUAGCGAUUAAAUUAGAAACCAAAUAAUAAAGUUUUAUAAAAAAUAUUCUAUUUAA